AUUCAGGACCAAUCACAGUUGAGUUGACAUAUUUCAUGUUCAAGAGACGCUUUACAUGAAGAAUAUAGAGAAAAUGGUAAGAAGUCAAAGUAAAAGCCGGGAGAGAAAGAAAAGUGGACCUGAAAGGGGAAGAGAAAAGCACAGGAAGAAUUCGUCUUCAAGCAGUGACAGUGAUUCAGACAGCAGCUCAUCUUCUGGGUCCAGAAGAAGAUCCCGUUCAUCAUCCAGUGGCAGCGGCUCCAGUAGCAGUGGUAGCUCACGCAGCAGCUCUUCAAGGUCUGGAAGCUCCAGCUCCAGUCGGUCGUCCUCCAGCGAUAGCAGUCCCCGUAGGACAAGAGCCAAACGGAAGGCUUCAGAAUCCCCUAAAAGGAAAAAGCGGAGUCCCUCUCCCAUCAAACCUACCAAAGUACACGUAGGACGAUUAACACGCAAUGUCACCAAAGACCACAUCAUGGAGAUUUUCAGUGUGUAUGGACAGGUUAAACAUAUAGAAAUGCCAAUUGAUCGCGUCCAUGCAAGUUUCUCCAAGGGAUUUGCCUACGUGGAAUAUGAUAACACGACAGAGGCGGAGAAAGCCAUCAAAUACAUGAAUGGAGGUCAGGUAGACGGCCAGGAGAUAUCAGCUGCUGCUGUACUGGCACCACGACCUGUUAGACCGAGGAGAUCACCCCCACGCAGACCCCCUCCAAGGUGGAACAGACCAUCACCCCCUCGCUACAACAGAGACAGAAGGAGGUCACCACCACAACGGCGAAGGUCUCCUCCCCGUCGAAGAUCAAGGUCACCCGUCCGCAGACGUCGAUACAGCAGAUCAAGUUCAAGCUCAUCACGAUGAUCAUAAAAGAUCUAAUUUGUGUUAACACUGUGAAUCACAAAGACUCGGUGACCUAGGGGAGUAAAUGUGAUAGAUAAAAGUAUAAGAUUUUCACUGUGUAGCAGAUUAUGUUAACAAAAUCACAAGGAUUGAAAGACUGCACGGUGCGAGAAGAAUUGAAAAAUGUGAUGGGUUCACUUUGCAGCAGAUUCUGUUUUGAUAUUUGGAAUUCAUGGAGACCGAGAGAUUUGCUGUGGAAGAAUAAUCGAAAGUGUAAUGGAUGAGGUUUCACUAUGAAUGAGAUUAACAGAAGUUUUUUGUGUGCUAGAAUGUCGAAACUGCAUAGAUGCAUGUAAGGAAGAUUUCUUCAGUUCAGUGAAACUAUCGGGUCUAAUCCUCUUUCUAAACGAGCAAACUUGUUAAAACAACCGUGUCUCUUGUUCAACAGGAGUUAUUUUAUUUAAAAUUCCAUUGUCUUAUCUAUAUAUAUUGACUCCUUUCAAGAUUAUUCAUUACAUUGUGUGUCUGUUAUAUUCAAAUCAAUCGAACGUAGUGGUUUUGUGAAACAUAUGCGGUGUUAACGGAAGUAUUAUAAUGAAGCCAAUUUUAUUUUAUGACUUGAAAUUUAACAGCUAAGCAGGGCUAGAAACUAAGGAUAGCUCAAUGGUCUGAGACUUGUGAAAUGUGCAGAUGGACUAGUGGUUCCUACCAUUGCAACUGCUGGCCCGAUUGACUAGUCAAAAUUUUAUAUUACUCAUCAUAUUUAAUGAUGUUGGGUUAGUGGAAUUUUUAAAUGGACUAGUGAAAGUAAAAUCUACAAGCCCGAUUAUUAAAACUAAUUUCUAGCCUUGCGAAGAUAGCAGUGUACAGUAGGGCACUGUGGUCAUGGUAUAUGGUACAUUAAAUAAAAUCUACGUCUUCACAACAUUAGCUAGCUUUACACAAAGUAGAUUUUUGCACUUGGUACAUCUUGAAAUGCAAGUACCUCUUACUUAGUAGUUGUGGUUGUCAAAAAUAUUUUUUGGGGCAAUUUUUUUGUACCUUUCAAAAAAUCUGAAAUCUUUAAAAAUAUCAACAAAAUUUUCAAUACUGUGGUAUAUCAUAUAGACAUAUUUGUAGGUGUAUUGUGCAGGAUGUGUCCACAAUUUAUAUAGGAUCAGACCAUUCCUACUGUACACUGCUUCCUAAUCACAUGUCAGCCAUUCUUUUACCUUGUAGGACAUUUUCUCAUGAUGCUUUUGAAGUUUUUAAAGUCAUUCAUUGUAUUGUCAGGAUGUGUGUUUUUACUGUUUUAUUGUGAAGUUCAUGAAAGCAGGCAAUGUUAUUGCAUUGGGAUGAAAGUGAAACUGGUCGAUAAUUUGGGAAUGUAAGUAUUGCUGGUUUAAUAUAAUGUAAAUAAAUUUAUAAAAGUAUGAA
Molecule: messenger RNA, 2230 nt
Organism: Mizuhopecten yessoensis (Yesso scallop)
Lineage: Eukaryota; Metazoa; Mollusca; Bivalvia; Pectinida; Pectinidae
Product: RNA-binding protein with serine-rich domain 1-B-like
Exons: 6
Coding region: 56-835 (259 amino acids)
Biological process (GO): mRNA splicing, via spliceosome
Cellular component (GO): nucleoplasm; ASAP complex; cytoplasm
Molecular function (GO): RNA binding
Source: RefSeq, a predicted model, not a curated record